Kluyveromyces marxianus DMKU3-1042 is the source of this 1800-nucleotide messenger RNA. RefSeq names its product mismatch repair protein MLH2 (gene MLH2). The transcript has a single exon. Bases 1 to 1800 code for a protein of 599 amino acids. Lineage: Eukaryota; Fungi; Ascomycota; Saccharomycetes; Saccharomycetales; Saccharomycetaceae. The record is from RefSeq and is a predicted model, not a curated record. Gene Ontology annotation, molecular function: ATP-dependent DNA damage sensor activity; ATP hydrolysis activity. Gene Ontology annotation, cellular component: MutLalpha complex. Gene Ontology annotation, biological process: mismatch repair.
AUGUCAGAUGGGUGUUUUGUGUGUCUACUCGAGAAAAAGGGCACAACAUUCAAAGUGAUUGAUAAUCCUAUCUCGGCGGUUAGAGAAUUAAUAGAAAAUUCAAUUAAAGCAUACUCUAGGACGAUUAAAAUUAAACUAGAUGCAUUGAGUGGAGGAUAUAAGUAUAUUCAAAUUUGUGAUGAUGGUUUAGGAAUUGAAAAAUCAAAAAGACAUCAGGUGUUUUUACAAGAAAAGUUAACUACAACGAAAGGACGAUCUAUUAGACGUAAAUCGUUGUUCAAGAUUGGUAAUACGGCUUUGAAACAAGGAUCGAUUGAAGUUUGUACAAGGACCUCUUUGGAUAAGACAGCGUAUCAAUGGGAUAUUGCAAAAAGCUCAAUCCAGAAUGGUAUCAAAUUUCGAAAUGUGGUGUAUCACAGAGGAACAAAAAUAAUAAUACGAAAUCUACAUGAAUCUAAGAAAGCAAAUGAAAUUCAAGGUUUGAAUGUAGAUAUAAUUCAGAAAAUAAGAGAUAUUAUGUGUCACUUUUCUUUACUCCACAAGAAAAUCUCUUUUAAUCUAGAUCUUGUUCACUUAUUGGAAGACGGCAGUGUCCUCAUUCAAAAAAAGCUUCCCCCUCUCUUUCACUAUGAUGACAGAUACCACCAUUUUACAAAUAUCAUGAAAGGUUUUGGAAACGGCUCACUCUUCAGAUGCAUAAAUAAUUUGGCAUGUGGAAAAGACUUUAGUGCAAGCGUGAUUUUUCCUGAUAUUCUGACGCAGGAACCCUUAGUUACCAAAGGGUCUCACAGAUAUCCUUGUAUAAACAAUACGAUACAAGCAGCAGAGUCAAAGUUUGGACAAAGAGCUAUUCGUUUUUUUACUGAAUUAUACAAUGAAUUCAAUAAACCAGGCCCGAAUUUUUGGUUUUUACAGAUAAACUGUCACCAUCCGCAGGUAAGAAUUCUCUUUGGUGAAAGAAAUAGAAUGACGAAUGGCAUAAACGUUGACAGUAUAUUACUUACAUUGAGGCAGAAGAUAUUGGAGCUAUAUAAACUUGAUAAACCAGGUUCUAAAUUGGUUACCAAAGAGUUUUCAGAUGUUCGCACUCCAGAUUUAAUAGAUUCCUUCCCAGAUAGGACAUGUGAAGGUAAUAAUGUAGUGAAAGACUGCGAGCAAGAUUGGGUGACAGAUAUGUGUGAUUUUCAAGAAAUAAGAAGUCAAAAUAUUGGACAUGGGGGUGUUAUAUAUGACUUCACUAACGAUCUUUCAGAUGAUGAAGUUGAAACCGAUGAUUUGGUCCUUUCCAAAACCGUUUCUCUUUCAAACCCCUUCAUUCUUAGUCGUUUUCGUUCAAGAAAUGUGACAGCGUCUCAAAAAAAUCAAGGAUGCGGUUCGGAAACAGUUUUAGAUAUACCUCUAAUAUCAAGCCGCCCAUUCUCUUCUGUUAGCAAUGACACAUGUGAUAAUGAACACAAUAAAAAGAGGAAACUUCUGGAUAACAGCUUUAGUUUCGAAGGUGAUUCUACGACACUAGUUGAUAUAGAAGAAAAAACAGAUGCUAUUCAGCCUAGAAGCCUUCAGUCAUUCUAUGAAGGAACAAAGAACCUAAAGGUUUAUAGAAAAGUAGAGCAUAAGGAUUACACAAUUCGCAAUCUUUUCAAGACAUCUUACAAGAAAGAACUUAUUUGGUGCUAUCGGAAAGGUAUGCCAUCAUUGACACUUAUCGAUGGAAUCCAAGAAAAAAUGGAACAACUCGACAGUAAUGUUGAUAUUCAAUUAAGUCUUUUGGAAAAUGGAUGGUUUCUCAUUAGUAUAUGA